AUGUCCUCAAGUAUCGAGUUGCCGUCUCAAAUGAAGGCAGCCUAUAUUGCAGAAUACAACAAGCCAUACGCUCUCGGCGAGCGCCCACUGCCCUCUAUCAGAGACACGGAUAUUCUAGUGCGUGUUCACGCUGCUGGAUUCUGCCACUCAGAUCUCCAAGCCUUGCAAGGCGAGUUUGAGAAGCCAGCACCAAUCGGCCUCAUCCCUUCACACGAAAUAGCCGGCAUCAUUGCCAAAAUUGGCAGUAGCUACAAUGGUGACCUGAAAGUCGGCGACCGAGUGGGCGUUCUCAACUUCAAGCAUGCUUGCGGUUCAUGUGUAGGAUGUCGUUUGAUCAAGAAAAGAGGGGAAGAACUUGACCCCCGGUUCUGCGACGUGCGGGAGACAGCUGGUUUUCUACAUGAUGGCGGAUUUGCAGAGUAUGCCUCUGCUGACCCAGAGACAAUUGUGAAACUUCCAGAUUCAAUCUCAUUCGAGCAAGCUGCACCACUUACUUGUGCGGGAGCUACUGUCUGGGGAAGUUUGGAGGGUGCGACGUCUGGAUUAGCCAAAGGUGAGACCGUGGCUAUUGUUGGUGUAGGUGGGCUGGGGCAUCUAGGUGUACAAUUCGCGAAAGCACUUGGCUUCCGGGUGAUUGCUGUGGAUAGUAGAGAGGCUGGCAGGCAACUGGCAGAAGACAUGGAGAAUCCCGAGUUAAAAGCUGACCUGGUUGUCGACUCGUCAGAUACAGCAUCCGCAUCCAAAAUCAUCUACGAUUUCACAGAGGGAGAAGGAGUAGCUGCAGCGAUUGUAUGCACGCCGUCAUUGGAAGCUAACCAAUGGGCACUCAAUAUCUUGAGAAUCAAAGGAACCCUGGGGUUAUUAGGGCUCCCCCAGAAUCCUUGGCAAUUUGACGCUGCGCCGAUUGUUUUUCGGGAGUUGACCAUCAAGGGCAGUUAUGUGGCGAGCAAGGCUUCAGCAGACAGGAUGAUAAAGGUUGUGGAAAAGGCGGGAGUGACGUCACAUUUGACUACCGUCUCAUUCAACAAGAUUCCGGAUAUCGUGGAGAUGUAUGAGGAAGCGGCUUUCAGAGGGCGCAUUGUCGUGCAGAUUAGUAAAGAAUGA
Molecule: messenger RNA, 1104 nt
Organism: Fusarium sp. VM40
Lineage: Eukaryota; Fungi; Ascomycota; Sordariomycetes; Hypocreales; Nectriaceae
Source: the annotation of a GenBank genome assembly